CACUUUCAAAAGCUAGUUAAGUUCUAAUAGUUCGAAGACGAUGUCAGCUAACUCACCACGUGGGGCGCUAGUGAUGUCACGUCUGUCAGCAGAGCCCAUUUUCAGCACAGGAAAAAAAUUCAGUGCUUCGGGACUGGGUUCACUGUAUUAAUAAACUGUGAUGAAUCUCCUACCUUUGGCCAAUGCAAUUAAGAUAAAACAUUAUUGAAGGUAUCCCAUGCAUUUUUCCACUCUACUUUUCUAAUUAAAACGCAAUAUACUCAUUUGAACUGAGAAAUCACAGUGUUGCCCUCGCUUGUUCCUCGCCAGUCGUUCUUCGCUGUCGUUCACCGAUUUCGCGAGGAAGGAGUCGAUUCCUUCACAACGAUAAAGGGAUAAGACGAUAAGACUUCUGCCGGUAAGUUGAAGACAGGUAGAAGCCUCAAAGCCAGGAACAAGAAAAUUGUGAAAAAUGCCUCUACUAAGAUAACGAGAUAAUACUCUCAAUGAAGCUUAUCAUUGGGGAUAAUUCGUAGAAAGAACGAGGAAAUGACAUGGAUAUUAUAUAGGAUGAAAAUAUGUGCAGUGGCAUUAAGUGUGAUUUUGGAGUGACUUCUGGCCUGUACUGGAGAAACUAGGCCUCUGGGCGUGUGUGAGCUCUUUUAAAUUCAAAAAUAAGAAAUGAUCUGAAGUCAUGUCGACCAAAAUUUUAAUUGACACCUCGAAAGACAAUAAUGUCUGCACUUCAAAUCAGACAGACAAUGCAAAUCCAAAAGUAGAAGUUUUGUAUUGUGAUAUUAGUCAUUACAGUCAAAAUUUUCAGUUCUGUUUAUGCUGCUUAGGAGUGUUUUUGUUUUACUUGAUAUAUGGAUAUUUUCAGGAAUUAAUAUUCAGCCUUGAUGGUUUCAAACCAUUUGGAUGGUAUUUGACAUUGGUUCAAUUUGCCUACUAUACAGUGUUUGGAUAUGCAGAAUCAUUGUUUAAAAAAGUGACAAGAAGGAUUCCUCUCAGGACUUAUAGCCUCCUUGCUUUGCUAACAUUGGGUACCAUGGGAUUUUCUAACUCAUCAUUAGGAUAUCUCAAUUACCCUACACAAGUUAUUUUCAAAUGUUGCAAAUUGAUUCCUGUUCUUAUUGGAGGAAUAAUUAUACAACAGAAACGGUAUGGUGUUUUGGAUUUCCUUGCAGCAGGUUUAAUGUGUGUGGGACUAGCGCUUUUUACCCUUGCAGAUAGUCAGAUUUCACCAAACUUUUCAUACAUGGGUAAGUAUUUGAGCUAUGAUUAUGCUUUUUGUGUUUUCAUGAUAUCAUGUGCUCUUCUCUGUGAUGCUGCAAUUGGAAAUUUUCAAGAGAAAUCAAUGAAAAAUUACCAGGCAACAAAUUGUGAAGUUGUUUUGUAUUCUUAUUCAAUUGGAUUUGUAUAUUUAUUUUUUAUUAUGAUAUUUAAUGGGAAUCUCCAGAAGGGAAUAACAUUUUGUGCAAGGCAUCCAUUUGAAACAUAUGGAUAUGCAUUUGUCUUUUCACUUUCUGGUUAUCUUGGUAUUCAGAUUGUGCUUACAUUAGUGAAAACAUGUGGGGCAUUUGCUGCUGUAACUGUUACAACAUGCCGAAAAGCUGUGACAAUUAUGCUGUCAUUUCUUUUUUUCGCAAAACCUUUUACAUUCCAGUAUCUAUGGUCUGGUCUCUUGGUAGUUCUUGGAAUAUAUUUGAAUAUUUAUAGCAAGAAACAAAGUAAUAUUUCCAGUUUCAACCAACGACUAAAUAAUAUUCUUUUCACUCUUCAAAGAUUGUACAGGAAUUCACAGAGUCCCAGAAAGUUAAACUUAUCACAUGUGUGAUAUUCUGCAGUAAUGUUUAUAAAAGACAAACAGAAGAUCUCGAAGUAUAAAUGAAGCAACAUGAUUUUAUAAGUCUAUUAGUAAAAAUUGGUUAUUGUAAUGGAAACCAAUUCAGAAUUAUUUAUUGAAAUAUAUUUAUUAUUUUAAAAUAACAAUUCUUAUUUUCUGCCCUUAUGUUCACUUUAGAAUAUAAAUACAGACAAAAUGAAGGCAGGUCUUCAGAUUGAUCCUGUAAUUGUUUUUGUGGUAUUUAUUUCUGAAUUCACCUUGUUCAUGGUUGUCUCAAGAGGGACUAACCAUGACACUCAUGCAAUUGUAAAGAGCAAAAAAAUAUGUUAAACAAUAAUGGUUAUUUCUCAAAAUUGUGUAUUAGUAAAUAUAUUUAAUGAUUUUAACAAUUAAUGUAUUUUUACAUUUUCAUAUAAAUACAUAUGUACAAUAUAAUAUAGGUUUGUAGAGAAAGAUGUAAUUCUGUGGAAGGUCACUUCUAAGAAUUAAACAAGAAAACGCCAUGGCUGAUACCAAAAAUGUGUUUGUUUACAAUACAUCUGUGUGUCAUCUGUGAUCAACAUUAGUGCCUAAACUAUGCAUAGGAUAUUUUCCGAACUGAAUACAUUCCUGUUAAUGUAGCCUCACUCGAAGCUCUGCCGUUUUGUAUAACUUUCUUUAAUUUUGGGGGGUAUUUUACAUGAAGCCCCGGGAGCGUUUUCAAAAUGUUCAUGGCAUAUUUCCUUUAUUGAUUAUGCAAGAAAUAUC
This is a messenger RNA of Gryllus bimaculatus (two-spotted cricket), 2572 nucleotides long. The record is from the annotation of a GenBank genome assembly. NCBI's taxonomy places the organism in Eukaryota, Metazoa, Arthropoda, Insecta, Orthoptera, Gryllidae.